GCAUGUCUGAGUACGAUAAGGCAUAACACAAACAAUCCUGCAAUCACUGGAGGCCUCUCAUGGCCAUUAAAAGUCAGUAGUUCAACUGAGGAGUGGUUCUCCAACUCUCAAGUCCAUAUAGGCCUCCUUUCAUCAAGAGGCCCUCGUAAACAUCACUACAGUUAAUAAAGUGUAUUGUGGUCACUGCAAUCUCAAGGUGCAGCCACGUGUUCAUCAGCAACAUCAACAAGUCCCAAACUCCACACAUGCAGCAGCUGCAGCGUGCUCGGACACCGCUUGCAGUCUCGGGGAUGAACAUUUAUGAUCAUGCACGGUGCUUAUGUUAUUGUUAGUGGGAGGGGAGCACAUGUCUUGUAAAUGAAAUUACGCUCGACGAAAGGAGGCUAGAGCUGUUUUGUAUUGUUGGCGAUGCCCCGCCUCUGAUGGUAGCCUUAAACCUGGCACCCAGCUAAAACAAACCAAAGCCAGCACCGAGCUCCCACUCAAUCCAAUUAAGGCGGACUUGAGGCGCUCUCUUACGUGUUCAUCUACCAGGAUCGACGUUGAGACAACAGGAAGCAGAGGGGCUUUGGCCAAAAAAAAAAAAAAAAAAAAAGGCAGAAGGAGAGAUUGCCUUGCCUUCUAAUUUCUCCCUCUCCAGCCCCAGAACAAUGUCGAUGAGCCCUAAGCAUACGACUCCUUUUUCUGUUUCCGAUAUCUUGAGUCCCCUUGAGGAGAGCUAUAAGAAAGUAAGUAUGGAGAAUAACAACUUGGGGGCACCUCUCACUUCUUACCGGCAGCCGCAAGUCUCACAGGCGGCGAUGCAGCAGCACCACAUGGGCCAUAAUGGGACUGUGUCUGCGGCUUACCACAUGACUGCGGCAGGUGUUUCUCAGCUGUCACACACGGCCAUGGGGGGCUACUGUAACGGCAACCUGGGCAACAUGGGCGACCUGCCGUCUUACCAAGACGGCAUGAGGGGCAGCGCCACGGCAACCGGCUGGUACGGAGCCAACCCAGAUCCGCGUUUUUCCACCAUUUCCCGCUUCAUGGGCUCAUCAUCCGGGAUGAACAUGGGCAGCAUGGGCAGUCUCAGUUCCCUGGCAGACGUGGGUAAAGGCAUGGGCUCUCUGUCAACCACACCGAGGAGAAAGAGGCGAGUGCUGUUCUCCCAGGCGCAGGUGUACGAGCUGGAGCGACGCUUCAAGCAGCAGAAAUACCUGUCGGCGCCGGAGAGGGAACACCUGGCAAGUAUGAUCCACCUCACCCCGACCCAGGUGAAAAUCUGGUUCCAGAAUCACCGGUAUAAAAUGAAGAGGCAGGCAAAAGACAAAGCCUCCCAGCAGCAGAUGCAGCAGGAGAGCGGCUCCUGCCAACAACAGCAGCAGCAGUCACCUCGGAGAGUAGCUGUGCCGGUGCUGGUAAAGGAUGGGAAGCCGUGCCAAGGCAGCGGCCACACGCCCACAUCCUCCGCUCAGACGCACCACCAGCAAGGGGGCAAUGUCAUGAUUAUGUCUAACAACACGUCCGGCCUCGGCCAGCAUCAGAGCCAGCAGGUGGGAAGCACAGGUCACUCUCCAGACUUGGCGCAGCACUCCUCCAGUCCGCCCUCACUUCAGAGCCAAGUGGCCGGCCUCUCCCACCUCAACUCCCCCGCCGCAGAGUACGGCUCGGCCUUGCAGUGUUCAGCCCUGUUAUACGGCAGGACAUGGUGACAAGAGGCGCCGGCUAUGAUUUAAAUCUAAUUUUAAAAAAGAAAAGACAUUUUUAUGUUAAUGCUCGGCAAGUUUCACUGUAAAUGUGCGCACUUGAACAAGAACCGAGUGAAACCGACGCAGCUCUUCUUGAAUUUUUUCUCCUCCCCAUUUCGAAAGGAAGUGUGACUCUUGUGGAAGAAUCACUUGUUCACAAACUGCGGAUGUAAAAGUCUUGGGAUCUAUUUAUGUAAAUUAUAUUGACACAAAGGAAGAAUCAGCAGUCAAAUAGGCCCCAUAGUUGGGAAAACUAAACCCGAAACAGAGACGCAGAUAGCCUGCAGGACUGCUGGGUGCUCUUAAAUUUCCCUCCUCAGACACAAAUGUGAUGACUCUGAUUCAUAAUAGAAUUUAAUGUAAGCCGUAGAUCUAGCUUGUAUAUUUCAGUAAAAGGUUUGAAUUUUAGCUAUUUGUUGUACAAAGUUUUUGACGCUAUUGCCGGUUUGUUGUCGUUUCACUGGUAUUUGUACGUUUUAUUUCUUUGUAACUUAUAUAGAUAUUUGACUUACAGCAAAACAGUCCUAUUAAUAAAUUAUGGAACCCAAACAGUUAAA
Haplochromis burtoni (Burton's mouthbrooder) is the source of this 2287-nucleotide messenger RNA. RefSeq names its product NK2 homeobox 1 (gene nkx2-1). Gene Ontology annotation, biological process: cell differentiation; regulation of transcription by RNA polymerase II. The transcript is spliced from 2 exons. The record is from RefSeq and is a predicted model, not a curated record. Gene Ontology annotation, molecular function: DNA-binding transcription factor activity, RNA polymerase II-specific; RNA polymerase II cis-regulatory region sequence-specific DNA binding. Gene Ontology annotation, cellular component: nucleus. The coding region runs from base 651 to 1694 and encodes 347 amino acids. Lineage: Eukaryota; Metazoa; Chordata; Actinopteri; Cichliformes; Cichlidae.